Molecule: messenger RNA, 3250 nt
Organism: Lactuca virosa
Lineage: Eukaryota; Viridiplantae; Streptophyta; Magnoliopsida; Asterales; Asteraceae
Source: the annotation of a GenBank genome assembly
GGUUUAACGCCAACCUCCUCUCUUCUUUGAAAAACAUCAGCCAACUCUGAUUCUUGGUCUUCCUUCAUCAUUUUUCGUUGAUCUUCCUUGCCGUUUUCUUCUCUUUUCUUCUUCUUAGUGAGUGCCGUCGUUUCAGAUACGCUUUUUAGUAUCACUUUCUACACUCUCCACACCCUCAAGAACGCAGCUACCUUUUGUUGAUCGGAGCUAUCGGCCAAAGGUUCCGCCGUUAAAGCAGAAUGGGAGGCAAGAAGCAAAAUAAGAAGAAAAUUCUUGAGAAGGAUAUGAAAGAAUCUUCCACAUUUUCAAAUUACAGCGUACCUGCAAGAAAUCUUAGAAAAGAUGAUCUCGGUUCUGUAAUAUUUGGUUGCAAACACAAUACAAUCAACGAAUGCCUUACAAAUCACUUGUUUGGUUUGCCAGCCACCCAUUUCUCAUACAUUAAGAACAUAAAGGAAGGGCUUGUUCUAUUUCUGUUCAACUAUAGUGAUCGAAAGCUUCAUGGAGUAUUUGAAGCUGCAAGUCCUGGUUCAAUGAACAUCAAUAGGUAUGCCUGGGUUGCUGAUACAGAGGACUGUGGAUACACACAUUAUCCAGCACAGGUCCGGGUUCGUGUAAGACAACAAUGUCAUCCGUUGUCUGAAAACCAGUUCAAGCCAGUUAUAGCUGAUAACUACUAUGAAGAUAAACACUUCUACUUUGAGUUGGAUCAUCAUCAAACAAAGAAGCUCAUGUCACUAUUUACACCAUCCCCUGUGAAUCCUUCUUCUUCUUCACAGAUUGCUACACGGAGUAGCUUUCCGUUAAGACAGCCAAACAGUUUUAAGAACAUGAAUCAGACGUUGGGAUGUUCUUAUGCUUCUGUUGUUGGCCAACAUGCUACUCCCAUCACUACCAGUUCAACAUGGAGUGCACUGUUUAAAGCUGAAGCAAGUUUUGAAAACGAAGAUGAGAGUGAUAAUGUGGUUGCAAGAAACCAUGAUGAGUGGCCAAAGGAUGAAGAUACGAGUAAUGUUAUGCAUGCAAACACUUGGGAUGAUGAUGAUGUCGGGUGUGUUCAGGCACAGGAAUCAGAUUGGGGUUAUGAAGGAAACACCAUUAAAGACGAGUGGCAAAAUGAAGAAGAUGAAGUGUUGUCAACAAACAAGUUGAAUCCUCCUGAUACAAACACCAACAAAGACGAGUUGCCAUCUUCUUCAUCUCAAUUGUUAGAUGACAAUCCUGAUCACCAGCUGCCAUUGUGUAGUAAGGAAAGUGAGACCAAUGUAGAAGAAAAUGAUGUAAAAGACAAUUCUUUAGUGCCAGUUACAGCUUUAGAGAUUUCUUCUACUAAUCUUGAGUCAUUGGUUGCCAAGUUGUUGAAAGAAGUUGAAGAGCUGAAGGGAUCACAUUUGAAGCAAGUCACAAACAUCAAUCUGCUAGAACAAGAACUGGAUAAAUCAAAACUAGAAACCCAGCAGCUUCAAAACAGGAUUGAUGUUUUGGAGUCUGGAUGUGUUGAAGAAAGCAAGAAUGAUUCAAAGAUUCUGAAGUCGGUGAUGAUUGUUGGGGGAUUUGAUGGUUGUUUAUGGUUGCCAUGUCUGGAUUCAUAUUACCCAUGUUAUGAUAUUAGAAUCCCACUCACCCAAAUGAAUGUUGUAAAGAAAUACGGAUCAGCAGCAACCAUGAAUGGUGAACUUUACCAUUUUGGUGGCAUAAAACCUAUCGUUGAAUCAUACAGCCCAACAACUAAUCAGUGGGUUUUAAGACCACCUUUGUAUUGGAGCAACAUCCAUGUUGCUGGUGCUUCAGUCAACAACAAACUCUUUGUGGCUGGUGGUAACAAAGAAAGCCAUUUUUCAUCUGAGGUGGAAUAUCUGGAUCUCAACUAUGGGAAAUGGCUCCCUGUUCAUUCCAUGAAUAGCAAGAGGUCUGGUCCAGCAGCAGCAGAACUCAACAACGCUCUGUAUGUUACUGGUGGGUUUGAUGGACAAUCUUAUUCAAGUUCUGUUGAAAUGCUUGAUCCACGUGAAGAAAAGUGGUCAACACUUGCGGAUAUGAACAAAGGGAAGGGUUGCCAUUCCAUGGUUGUACUCAAUGAGAAACUAUACACUGUUGGAGGAUAUGAUGGAGAAAAGUAUUUACAGACAGUUGAAUGUUUUGAUACUCGAAUGGGUUGUUGGGUGGAGUGUGCACCAAUGAAUGUUUGUAGAGGCAAUUUUGGUGCUUUUGUGAUUGGAGAAAAACUGUACGCAAUUGGAGGAUCCACGGACAACAAUAAAGUUUUGGAGAUUGUGGAAUGUUAUAAAGAAGGAAGUGGUUGGGAGGUUUGUGAUGUAAAAGCAAUUGGGAAAAGAAGUCACUUUUCAGCGAUUGUGAUGUGAAUUUGAGUUUUAUGAACAAAAUAGUGAGAUAUUAGAGAUAUAGUGUUGACUUUUUUGUUCCUACUUCACACCUGUCUGAUCUGGAUUGGUUAGUGAUCGUUUUGCAUGGCUACCUGUACAUCGGGAAAAACUAUGAAAAUGUAUGUUUUGUUUUAUUAAUUAUUAUUAUACAGCCAUUGAUAUCACACUAUUAUUCGUGUACAUAAUAAUUUACAUGGAACAAUUCCUGAAUUUAGAAGUCAGAUUCAAGCUAGAGUAAGUUGGAGAAUUUCACUGAACUCCAACCUUCUAGUUUCAGUAUAGAAAGUGUUGUAUUUGUUAGGCCAAUAAGUCAACCAAAUCGAGCCUUUAGCUUCCCACUCCAUCGUUUCCCCAAUCGCGCCUCUUCCCACCUUCCACAACACACUUUCUCCGUACUCAUCGCCGGCGAAAAUAACUCCUCCUUGCCUGGUAAACGGCCGAUAAGCGCUGGAAUACCGGUUUCUGAACCAUGCUUUUGGUUGAAGCAUCGCGAUCUUUGAAGGCUUCGAUGAGAAAACUUCUCGUCCAUUAACGCUGUCGUGAAGGAACCAGUUGAAAGUGCCGCUGUAGCCGUAGACUGAUUGCUCGAAUUUCCAUGGCUUGAGGUUGGUGGUGACGGUUUCACCGGCGGAAACGGAUAUUCCGAUGUGAGGAUUUGGUGGUUCGAAUGAGCCUUCGAUGGAUCUCUCGACGCCGAUUUCUCGUGAAGGGUUCUCAGAUGAUCGGCUAACGGAAACGCUUAAGACGUUUGUUUGGAUGGUGGGUGUGAGAUGUAGGGAUAUGCGUGAUGGGAAGUGCUUUUCCUCGAUUCCUGCCCCACGCUCUUUUAGGAGCGUGUCGUUCACGAGCCUUAUCACGUCACAUCU